Mus caroli (Ryukyu mouse) is the source of this 2262-nucleotide messenger RNA. Its product is annotated as fatty acid desaturase 2-like protein FADS2B. Gene Ontology annotation, cellular component: membrane. Gene Ontology annotation, biological process: lipid metabolic process. The record is from RefSeq and is a predicted model, not a curated record. Gene Ontology annotation, molecular function: oxidoreductase activity, acting on paired donors, with oxidation of a pair of donors resulting in the reduction of molecular oxygen to two molecules of water. Lineage: Eukaryota; Metazoa; Chordata; Mammalia; Rodentia; Muridae.
AACAGCCAGCAAGGAGAGAGGUGAAGAAAGAAACGAAGUCUAGUUGUCCUCAGUGCAGAAGAUUAACUACAGACCAAAACAGGGCACGCUGGGCAGGUGCUCACUGUCAGUUUCUGAAGAGCCAAUUUAGUCAAAGGCUAAAUUGAGUACCAGGACUGCUGUGGAAUGAAAUAAGAAGAAAGGAGUAGUUUUAUGGCUCAAUUAUAGAACUAGAAAGUUUAGGCAUCGACUUAGAUAAUCUCAGGGAUCCAGGAAUAAUGAAGUUGGAGGAAAAGCUUGAGCACAAUGAGAGCCUUGUUGGAAAAAGUCGACCGUGUCUCCAUGACACACAUCAGGCAAACGGGAAACCGAUAGCUAAUGGGAAUCCGACAGCAAAUGGGAAAGUGGAGGUCUAUGAAAAGCAGGAGGCAAAUCGCAAGGGCUACAGGCUCGGGAAAUCUCUCAAUCUGUACACCUGGCAGGAGAUCCAGAGACACAGUCAGGAAGCAGACCAGUGGCUGGUGAUUGAUCGCAAGGUUUACAAUGUGACUGACUGGGCUGGCAAGCAUCCAGGUGGACGUCGGGUUCUCAACCACUAUGCUGGGGAAGAUGCAACGGAUGCUGUCAGGGCCAUGCACCUGGAUCUGAGCAUUGUGAAGCUGUAUCUUAAGCCACUACUCAUUGGAGAACUUUCUCCAGAAGAACCAAGCCAGGAGAAAAACAAAAAUCCACAGUUGGUGGAAGAUUUCCGUGAAUUGCGCAAGACGUUAGAGGCCAUGAACAUGUUCAGUGCCAAUCUGUGGUUCUUCUUUCUCCACCUUGCCCAGAUCUUGAUCUUGGAAGUCUCAGCAUGGCUAAUACUACGUCAUUUUGGCAGCGGCUGGAUUGUUACAAUACUUAUUUCCUUUCUUCUUACAGUGUCUCAGGCUCAAAGUUCAUUUUUACAACAUGACAUAGGACACCUUUCCAUGUUUAAGAAGUCCAAGUGGAACCAUCUAAUGCACAAAUUUGUAAUGUGUCAUCUCAAGGGCCUGUCAGCUGAUUGGUGGAAUUAUCGACACUUCCAACAUCAUGUUAAACCAAAUAUCUACCCCAAGGAUCCAGACAUUGAUGUGGGCCCACUUUUUCUGCUUGGAGAUACUCAGCCUAUAAAGUAUGGCAAGAAGAAAAUAAAAUACAUUGACUAUGAGAAGCAGCACCUGUACUUCUAUAUGGUUGCACUCCCCCUCCUCAUGCCUGUCUACUUUAAUUUGCAAUCCAUGCAAGUGAUGUACCUGCGAAAAUACUGGACGGACAUUGCAUGGGUCAGCAGCUUUUACAUUCGUUAUUUCAUCACAUUUGGCCCUUUCUAUGGAAUUUUCGGAACAGUGUUGCUCAUAUAUUUGGUCAAGUUUAUUGAGAGCCCCUGGAUUGCUUAUGUUACCCAGAUGAGUCACGUACCAAUGAAAAUGAGCAGGGAAGAGAACCACGACUGGCUCAGCACUCAGAUUGUGGCCACCUGUAAUAUUGAACAGUCCUUUUUCAAUGACUGGUUCACUGGACAUUUGAACUUCCAAAUUGAACACCACCUCUUUCCCACAAUGCCACGCCAUAAUUACCACAAAGUGGCACCUCUGGUGAAGUCACUGUGUGCCAAGCAUGGAUUGCAGUAUAUAAAUAAGCCCAUAUUGAAGGCCUUUGGAGAUAUUGUCAGGUCCUUGAAGAAGUCUGCUUCCCUCUGGAUGGAUGCUUACUAUGAAUGAUGCAGAGCCUUGCAUUUAUUGGUGUCUCUGAAGAGGGUGAUGUCUGUGCAUGUGCUUUUCUCUGAUUAACUGAGAAUUAACUGGCAAAAGCAGCAUACAUGAGUGUCCCAGGAAUGUGAAUCCCAAGAAUAUAUAUUAACCUCUCCCUGAAGGUCUUCUCUGUAACUGAGAGAAAGAAGAAACAGAAAGAUGACUUCUCUCAGAAUCACAAAGGGAAGACACUCUACUUUUUCAUUAGGGUCCUGGACUUAGUUCCAAUAGACCUCAGUGAAAUUGUUUCUUGAGGGGUAUAAUAUGAUGUAGACAGAAGUGAAAGUGAAAAAAGUAAAGAUCUCUGACAGAGCCCAUUGAAAGUCAGUGUAGUUGUUCUUAGAAGAGAAUUGUUUAUUUAAGACAUUCCUGCUGAAUAAAUUUUUGCUUAAUCUCCUUUAAAAUAGGUGAACUUCAAAUUGUGAUUUUAAUUAACAUUAAAAUACCUUCAAAUGCUUGUCUUCACUUUGCACUUGCAGUAUUGUAAAUAAAACAUGUGUGUUAUUAGUGU